AUGGAUACAUCUCUUUACACAGGCUUUUACACCUCUCAGAGACUAGUUGACGAAUUUAACAUGCUACAGGACAAUGCGCCAAUUGCGCUUCACGCGAAGGGCACCAUCAACUCCAAUACAGGAUACGAGGCUUCAGAUGACGAAAAUACCAGAGACGCCAGCGUAAUAGACGACAAUGGGGUUCUGGAAAAGCCAGUAAGCGAAGAACUCUCAACGUCUACUGAUGCUCACGAGGCACUGCGAAGUACAGUCGUCAAAAAUAUCGACAUACUGCAUCAUAUAUUUGGCACUUUGGGUGGGAAGGAUCGCUUGGCAAAGAUUUUGAAGUACGUUCUGGACUUGCUCAAACUAUUUGUAGGCCAUGGCCGUGCCAAGAUUACCAAGUGGGAUCCACAAGUUUUGCAGUACUAUUCCAAAGUACUUGCGCAGCUGAACUUACGUUUAAUCCUGAAACACCCAAUCACCAUUUUGAAGAUAAUAACGGUUGCAGGCCUUCGCAAUUUCGAGGCAAGGGCCUCCUUGAUUAGCACGAAUUUGAGUCUGUUUCGUCAGAUUAUGAGGUUUGGUGGCACCCCUUUCCGUUUGGUCAGUCUAUGUCAAAAGAUUGGUAUCACGAUGCAGAAAAUUACAGCGGGCAAGCAGACCAGCAUAAAUAUUGUGGGUUCUCAGUCUUCGAAUGGUCAUUCUCUCUCAGUAAUCAACAAGCUGUGGCUCAACGAAGGAUCACUUGCGGAUUUUAUUGACCUCUACUACGGAAUCAUGGAUGAAUUGAUGCUCCUACAUAAGUUCAAAGUCUGGCAUCACGAAGGCACUUACCAGUGGGUGGCCAAACACGAAUGUCUCUCUUGGUACUAUGAUAUAAUCCUUGGGCUGAAAAAGAAUUGGGUAUCGUUACAGGACUUGAACAAGGCUCAGCUGGAGCUUGAAAUACAAAUUCAGGUAAAGAAGCGUGCCCUGGAAUUGUCAUCAAGGCUACAUGGAAAAGCUGCCUCUCCUAUAAAGCAGCAGUUACUACAAGACUUACAUAACGGGAGCAGCAACAGUUCACAUACUCUAGAUCGCAUCCGAGAAAUUGAACAGCAACGCAAGACUGUUAUUCUCGAUUUAAUAAGGCUACUGUUUGAUUUCGCGGCAGACACGACAGAUGUUUUUCAUCUGAAGACACCGCCGGGCACAUACGCCGUUCUGUCUUUAGCAUCUGGUCUCACUGGAUUUGUAAAAUUAUGGAGAAACGCUAAAUCGGAACUUACCAAUCGAGUCUAG
This is a messenger RNA of Lachancea dasiensis, 1263 nucleotides long. The record is from the annotation of a GenBank genome assembly. NCBI's taxonomy places the organism in Eukaryota, Fungi, Ascomycota, Saccharomycetes, Saccharomycetales, Saccharomycetaceae.